Messenger RNA from Dicrocoelium dendriticum, 5305 nucleotides. The record is from the annotation of a GenBank genome assembly. NCBI's taxonomy places the organism in Eukaryota, Metazoa, Platyhelminthes, Trematoda, Plagiorchiida, Dicrocoeliidae.
AAGCGCUACUUCCCAACGACAUUUUCCUUGAGCUUUUCCAGUACCGCGCUUUGAAAUUUUGUAAAAGCUCUAUCUUGCAAUUUCUACCUUUAAAUUUGGCUUGGAAGCGUGAUCUAGAGUGACUGAGUGGGGAAUUUUUACUCUGCUCCAUCAAAUAUUGAUCCAAGGUACCUUGGAUCUUCGUUAACCGCUUAACCGCGUCAGUCAAGACCUGAAUUGGAGUGGAAUUCGCUGUGAGUCCGUUCCGGGUUUUUUUCUCUGUUUACCUCCGUCUGCUGUUCUGAUUGCAUUAGGUCAUUAUCGCUUGCCGUUUUGCUUGUACAUAGCCGUUUAUAGUACCUCGUGUGUUGACUGUGUUUACUGUAUUCACUCUAAUCACCAUCGGAUCAACGUCCCGAUGCCAACAAUUGCACGUAACAGUACAUGCUACGUUUGUCACUCCGAGUCGCCACCACAUGUUUGCUGUCUUUGUUGCAAGCGACAGUACCACGGGCGCUGUGCUAAACUCACACAGCCGGAGGUGGACUUCUACACUUCACAUACCAAAGCUAAGUGGGUUUGCAAUGACUGCGCAGAGUUACUUCACAGAGGCUUCAAAAACAGCCCUAUUGGCUCUCUAGAUGUGGCAGCCUUUAGAAACUUUCGCAGGGAUUUGCAAGUCUCGACGAAGUCCACAUCUAAAGGCGUCGACACUUGUGACUUGCCUUCUGGCGUUUUAGUAGCAAACGUAGGCGUUGAUACUCGUGACUUGGCAUCAGUCGACAUCUCAGUUACAUCUUCACCACAACCUCAAGGCUUCGACUGUGUUUGCCCAAGCAACCCUCUGCCUGCAGGAGCAGUCUCCGGUGAACAGGAGCUGGACGACACCAUACCUAUGAUCCUUGGCUCAUCUCCUCCACGCGACCCGCAUCCGUUUCUGAUUACAGAUGGGAGCAACACCCGAGAACUAACGAAUGACUCUCCAGCAAGUGAGCAGACCACAGGAACCAGUGGCGAAAUCCCACUGUGCAAAUGUUGCAACCCCCCCCCAAACAAUCGAGGGACAAACACCGUGCUAAAAACUGCGCCAAGCACACUAAGUGCGCCACGCAAUCGCAGGAGAACCCAGGUCCCCAGUUCACACAUGUUACACAGCCGAGGCCCUCACAAUGCAGCCAAGGCACCAAUACGCCUCGGAGCAGUGGCUUGCCAGAAUUCAACCGCAAAACUUUGAUACUGUUUAAUGUGGACGAGAGCGACCACCCGUCACUAUCCCACAGAGCCAGUGCCGAUCUAUCCCAAUGGCAAUCCUUGCGGCAACUCCUUGGACUGCCGCCUACCUCCUCGCCCCCUCUCUGCCGUCUACGCGCACCCCGCUCACCAGGUGACAAACGCCCAAGGCCGUUACGCUUCACUCUGGAAAGUGCUGAUGACGUCGAGGACACGCUCUUGGCAUCGGCUUGCUUGAAUAAACUGAACACAAAGAUCCGCGCCCAGCCAGACUUUCCCUGGGUUGUGAGGGAGGCAAGAAGAGAGGUGCGUAUCAACAGCACGUGCGCCAACCACGAUAGAGCUUGCAGUAUAAUUAUACACGGAGUCCCAGAACUCCACACUGCCGACCCGGUUGAAUCAUCCCGCCACGAUGUUCAGCAGUGGUGCUAUAUUCGGUCGCAGCUUAACCUAUCAGUGGACAACUGUGGGGCGUGGUCUGUUCACCGGCUGCCGAGGCCAGCUCACCUCUCGCAGAUACAGGCGCCUAAACUGCUCAUGGUCAUUCUUUUCACUCCUGAGAUGCGCCAGACUGUACUACAACGGUGGUACGAGCUACGUGGAAACUUCCCGUACGAAGUCAGGAUGCAUCCAGACAAACCGCGGGAGGAGCGCAGGCAAAUUCAGGGACGUAAUUCCAAGCCAUUCAGCCGAGCCACGCCAUCACUACCUAUUACGCGACUUGUGGAUAUACCAAAAAACGAGUAGGCGCCGGCCCCUGUGGGGUCGGCGUAAACCACACUGGAACUACCCUACCAUCUAUGCCUUCAAGCCACUGCCCGCCAGCAGUUCAUGUUAGCACGUGGAACUGCUUGCACACCAACGCUUUAUCGCUACGGAACAAGGUGUCCGAAAUCUCUUCCCUUGCGCUGGACACGCAAGCUAAAGUUAUAUGUAUAACCGAAACCUGGUUCUGCCCAGACGUUGUGGACGCCGAGGUAGCUAUCCCGGGAUACGUGCUCUUUCGAAACGAUCGUGAAAGCGGCAAAGGCGGAGGCGUAGCUGUGUAUGUAUCAGACCGCCUCACAUGCGUCCCUCUCAAAUCUCCGGAACUACUAUCUCUUCCCGAAUCCCUCUGGAUGCGCGUCCGCGGCUCUGGUUCCACCAGUCUCACCCUUGGAGUGGUUUAACGCCCUCCCUCAGCUGCGCCAGAAUGGCUGCAGCGCUGGAACGCCGCCCUCCGAGCAGCUGCUUCAGAUUUGGCUGCCCCCCUACUCGUCGCAGGUGACUUUAAUUUCCCGGAGAUAGACUUUACCUCUGGCCAAGCUCGCAGUCAGCACAGCCUUGAGUUUCUUGCCAGUGUUUUAGAACAUGGCCUAACCGAACACGUACAGCAGUACACUCGGUGGCGAGACGGUCAAAACCCGUCGAAACUCGACUUGCUGCUCACCAACGAGCCACAUCUAAUUGACAACGUUAAUUUGAGCGCCCCAGUUGGUGCAAGUGAUCAUGCAGUUAUCAGUUUUCGUAUGGUGGAGAACGUCACGCUCAACGCUAAAGCACUGCCCAUCAGGCUUAACUUUCGUCGAGCGGACUAUGACGCGAUCAAAGAUUUCCUCUCACGAGUCGACUGGUCCCUGGCAGCACAAACCCCCACAGUCGAGGACCAUUGGAACUACAUCGCCGCCCACAUCCACGACGCAAUUAGUGCACACGUCCCCACAGUGCGCGCUUAUGCGCCGAAACGCCACAGGCAACUUCAGCCUGCUACGCUUAGGCUGAUCAGGGAGAAGAAGGCCUUCUGGGACAGAUUCUUACUUUUUGGCGACUCUGAUUCGCAAGCACAAUACUGUAGAGUGCGAAAUUCCUGUAUAGCAGCUGUUCGCCAGGACAGAAAAGCGUACAAGCUCUCUCUCGCUAAAAGCUUCGCCGAUAACCCCAAGGUCUUCUUUAAGCAUAUAGCGUCUCUCACUAAAUCGCGCGCUGCCGUUGGCAGCUUGCUCAGACCCGUAGGCAAUACCACAACGUCGGACAAAGAAGCUGCGGAAUUGCUGAAGACUCAGUAUGAGUCCGUUUUCGGCACCUUCGCACGCAGUACAAUGGAAGGCGCUAAUUUUACCCCCAUCGCUGCCAGACAUCCCGUGCAGUUUACAUCAGAGAAAGUCCUGGAGAAAUUAAAAAAAUUAAGGACAGACAAAUCGCCGGGUUUGGAUGGGAUCCCUCUCAUAUUUCUACGUGAGUGCGCUACGGUACUGGCCGAGCCACUUGCAUCACUGUACAGCCGCUCCUACACCAGUGCCGAAUACCUGAAUGCUUGGAAGCAAGGGGUCAUAACGCCGAUAGACAAGGGUGGUGACAGGACAAACCCCUCUAAUUAUCGCCCGAUAGCACUGCUUCCCACUGCCUCCAAAGUAAUGGAGAGUAUCAUAGACGAUUUCUUGCGCUGCCAUUCAGAAAGUCUGUCCUUAAUAGCCCCGGAACAGCACGGGUUCCGCAGGGCUCACUCGUGCACCACGAAUCUUCUCGCAGCCCUUGAUUCCUGGACUGCAGAGGCAGACAAUCAUACUCCAACUGACGUGGUUUACGUGGAUUUCUCAAAAGCAUUCGACCGGGUCAAUCACGCACUGCUGUUGAGUAAACUGCCGAGUUUGGGGAUCGACCAGCAAACAAUCUGCUGGCUAAGUACCUACCUGUCUGGCCGCACCUACCGAGUUCGUGUAAACGGCGCACUAUCCAGCGCUCUGGCUGCAACGACCGGGGUGCCCCAGGGAUCCAUCCUCGGGCCCCUGCUGUUCAAUUUGUUCAUCAACGACCUCCCAUCCUGUAUCAGCAGCCACAUACUGCUUUAUGCGGACGACGCUAAGAUAUGGCGACCUAUCCGCAGGCCAAGUGAUCAGGCACUUCUCCAGACAGAUAUCGAUGCUGCUUAUUCUUGGGCCUCGAAAAACUCGCUCCCGUUUAACAUCGACAAGUGCAAAGUCAUGCACAUUGGGCAAGGUGUGGCUAAUCCGUACAAUAUCGGCGGUGUGCAUCUUAAAGCCACGUCCCAGGAACGCGACCUGGGGACCAUAAUAUCCGCCGACCUGAGCCCGAGCGCCAAUGUAGCUACACUGGCGCGAAAGGCUAGCGUUCGCCUGGCCCUCCUUGGACGUGCACUAGGGUCUUUCCCUAGAGAGACAUUUGUCCGUCUCUAUAGCACUUUAGUACGUCCGCUACUGGAGUACAACAUACUUGUCCAGCCGCCGUACCUGAAGAAGGACGAGGCCAUGCUGGAAACUGUACAGCGCAGAGCCACUAAGAGAGUGGACGGACUAUCCCACUUCUUGUAUGAGGAGCAUCUGGCGGCCCUUAACCUCUUCCCGUUGAAAUAUCGCAGGCUUCGUGGCGACCUUAUCUUAGCUCAUUCCGUCCUGACUAAUAACAGGCACCCAAACGCAGGAUUGCUGGUCCGCGCCCGUACAGAUCAUCUUCGAGGGCACUCACUCAAACUGAUGACUCGUAGCAGUCGCCUUCUGUGCCGAAGAAACAGUUUCAGUGUGCGUAUUGCCUUCGCUUGGAACGCCCUCCCUGAAGUUGUUGUCUCAGCGCCCAAUACGGAGGCUUACCAACAGCGCCUAGACGCUUGGCUCUUACCUAGCUGGUCUUCCACGUUGCUAAGAUCUGGCCAUUUGCCAAGCGAACACGCGGCGCUCCUAUCAUUUUGCUUCUAUCCAACUUUGCCGAAUUUACCUACACCACUCUCUUGUUCCAGGUAUCCACGUUCCCACAGUCAACUCGCUGAAUACUUGUGCUGAACACAACUACUGCGUCGAGACCCACAACAUCUGGUACCUACCGACGAGAUCAGGACCUUGCCGUAAGAUCCCGAGGCAGAACCACCGAAAAGCUACGCUUACUCGUUCUGCGGAAACCCGUGAAACCCGUGAAACCCAUGGAGCUGUACACUGAAGAUGCCACUGAGGGAAGUGGUGAAACGUUUGACAUUAAAUUACUCAGCUCGGAGAACGAAUCAAAACAUUUUCUCUGUGUUUUCUGAGGAAUACUCUGAAUAACAGAUGUACUUAAACAUGAGGUUGCAUGGUCGCUACGGCCUAAAAUACUCUAUCGAUGCCGUUUC